GGCGUCAGAACCGCGUCAGCACGUGUUCACAUAAGGAUCCCGUCCACCAUUGCACCGUGAAACAACUCGAGUUGAGGCUGUUUUUCUCCUGGAGUUAUGGCAAGCAUAGAUGUAUUGUCCUCCAGGUUUUCCACCUUUCAAAGCAUGCACCUCCUUGAUUUACGCAAACAAAGCUUUGUAGACUGGCCAUUUAGAGAUGAAUGUAAAUGCACUCCUGACAAGAUGGCCAACGCUGGGUUUGUCCACUGCCCCAGUGAGAAUGAACCUGAUGUGGCGUGCUGCUUCUACUGUCUGAUCGAGCUUGAGGGCUGGGAGCCAGAUGAUGAUCCCUGGUCUGAACACUUAAAACGCUCCCCUGACUGUGGAUUCUUAACCAAUAUAAAUGAUUUCACUGAAAUGACUGUGGUUGAUUUCUGUCGUAUGGAAAAGGCGAGGUUAAAGAUCUUCAUUAAAAAAAUUGGUCAUAAAAAGAUGGCAUGUUUGCGGGAGGAGGUAGACCGUACCCUUCAGAGCCUUCAAUCUCUUUUUGACACUUUGUGAUUGAAAUCAAACUUCCUGUCUGUUUUGUUGUGAUUGUUUUUAUUAUUUUAUAUAGAUAUAUUUAUCUUAAGGGUGUACCAUAAGCUUAAACUCUUGACUUGAAUAGUUUUAUUUAAUGGUAGUAUGAAAUAUCAAUAAAGUUUUUCGAAAUAUUA
Eleginops maclovinus (Patagonian blennie) is the source of this 695-nucleotide messenger RNA. It is a transcript of the gene birc5b, whose product is annotated as baculoviral IAP repeat containing 5b. The transcript is spliced from 4 exons. The record is from RefSeq and is a predicted model, not a curated record. Bases 97 to 540 code for a protein of 147 amino acids. NCBI's taxonomy places the organism in Eukaryota, Metazoa, Chordata, Actinopteri, Perciformes, Eleginopidae.